AUGGCUUCUCCAGAUCGGACAGACCAGCCUGAUUCAUCUGAGCUUUUCGCUGUCCAUGUCUUUAUUCAUCACAACCUCUACGUUGCUUCGGCCUUCCUCCCGUCGCUUUUUACCUCUUCCGCCUUCCCAGAGGAGCUUUGGAAGCUGCCGCCUUUGCCGGGCGUUUCGGAUCUUGUUGACUCGCGUAACCGUUUGGGCCGCUAUGUUCUCCGGAACAGGCUGCCUGGCUCAGCUCGCAUUGCGCAAGUUGCCGAACAAAUGGAGACAGAGUUCAAAUUUCACAGCAGAUUCCAGGCUGGCUACAAGGUUCUCCCGCCACCGGACCCGGGUGCUGAUGAGGAAAUCCGCUUUCCCGAGUGGCAAGGCAGGACUCUCCCACCAGACACGAGUCUGGAGCAAGCCUACUCGUACGGCGUGUACAAGCCAGAAGGCAAGCUCCAGCUAGUUCUAGAAACCAAGGCCGCAGCAUUGGCCCCCAUUGCGGGCGUUGACUUUGUUGAGGAUACUCUGGGGAAGGAAUAUAAAGCGUUUAGGAGUCUUUUUUGGAGGGAGACCUACGAUGAUAUAUAUGGAAUCAACAGGUUUUCGAUCCCGGUGGUGGUGAAAGCGCUCAGAAGCUGGCGGUACGCAUAUUACAAACUCAAGUUUCUUGAGGAAGUUAAGGCGAAGCUAGCAGGACGCACACCCGAGGACUCCUUGACAAGAUCGGACACAGCCGUUGGGCAGGAGAUGCAGGAAGUGGACAGGGAGGUUGAUGAAGUGACCAUGCAGAAGCAGGAAGCGACUGCCAAAUUCCAAGCGUCGAUUGAGAGAUGGGAGGAGUGGGUUCUCGACAAAUGCGUUCAGUCCGUGAUGAUGUUGAGGGAUGAAGACAUCGAGGCUACAUGGGAAAGCAUGCGACAGAAAAGGAACGAACUCGUUGAAGCAUGGAAGAACUCGGAGAGACGGCAAGAUAUCUGGGAAGGCAUGCGCGAGCUAUAUCUCGCCAACCCUCAACUAUGGCUCCGCCGCGAUGACCCCGACGCGCAAGAUAAGAUGGACGCACAAAACGCUGAGCGACGAACGAAGGCAAUGGCAGCAAGAGGGCAAAUGCGGAAUGAUCAUCUGCGCGAAUUCUCGAAACAAGCGGAAGAAACAACACCCAGGAACAUCACCUCCAGCGCCAUCACCACGCGAUCUUUCCGCAAUGCGGAUGGAAGCCUUAGCAAAGAGCUCUCAGCCUUCGAAGUCACUUCAGGAGUCUUGCUCUGGGGCCAAAUUCUGCCUAUCCACUACGGCGUGGGUCAGCCAGCCCUGACAUCAAAUGCCACCACAGUCCCAAGAGCUGAGCCGGGCGGAACAGUUCUCAUGCACCUCCAUACAUACAAGUCUGCCGCCCGCGUCGGAACUUGGAAAGUACGGCGAUACUAUUCCAGCAUCUACUCAGGAUGGUACGGCAAUGCCUCAGCUCCUGUUGGAUGGGUCAUUUGCCACGAGUCGGUGGAUCCCAUGGAGAUUCUCAGAAGAGUCCGCUGCAUCGGGAACCAAUCCAGUGCCCUUAGCAACAGCAACGAGCACGCGGACAAAGAUGUGCUAUUUAUAGCCCGCUAUGACUGGGGGUGGUACCCAAACACUCCCGAGUAUCGAGAAUCCAGAGCCCGUUUCCAGGAGUGGGCUGAGCCGGUCAUCGGGGCCUUGCCAGAAGGUACAGACGCCGAUGAGUAUCGCGGGGCCAGGGUGAAUGUGGCAGAGGCCGGUUACUUCAUGGCUGUGGAUGGGGAAAACUGGGGGUUGGACCUAGUGCGUGCAUACAAGGACGAGUGCGAGGUGCCGCUGCCAGUGGGGGAGCGGCAGAUGGAGCGAAUCUUUGAAACACAGCCGGAGGGAAGGAGGGUGGGUUCGUAUGUCGAAAGUGUGUCUACAGGGUAUCAAUUUGGCUGGCUUGUUUUCUCCGGGAAGAAGCACGAAAAGUAUCCGGAGGCAGAUGAGUUGAUUGCUUUUGUAUACGACGCCGAGUAUGAGGCCCUUGAAGCAAUGCAGCAUGACGUCGAAGCAGAUCCUGAUGAGUCAGGAUAA
Messenger RNA from Fusarium falciforme, 2055 nucleotides. RefSeq lists its product as hypothetical. The record is from RefSeq and is a predicted model, not a curated record. Bases 1 to 2055 code for a protein of 684 amino acids. NCBI's taxonomy places the organism in Eukaryota, Fungi, Ascomycota, Sordariomycetes, Hypocreales, Nectriaceae. The transcript is spliced from 2 exons.